Rhagoletis pomonella (apple maggot) is the source of this 355-nucleotide messenger RNA. Its product is annotated as small RNA 2'-O-methyltransferase-like. Gene Ontology annotation, cellular component: nucleus; cytoplasm. Lineage: Eukaryota; Metazoa; Arthropoda; Insecta; Diptera; Tephritidae. Gene Ontology annotation, biological process: RNA methylation; piRNA processing; siRNA processing. The record is from RefSeq and is a predicted model, not a curated record. Gene Ontology annotation, molecular function: O-methyltransferase activity; RNA methyltransferase activity.
CUGGAACGAAAGAAAACAAAGAAAUAUAAACAAAUGACGCUUUCACAGUCAAUCACAGAACCGCGUAAAUUGUAUAAACUACACUGAUUUAUUUCGUUCUUUGCCGGUAAAUUUGUAAAAUAUGUUUUCCUAUGAAUUACCCGAUGGAGGUUUACGUGCUCGUUGUUAUAUAAAUUCCGAGGGCGACAUCAAGUUUGAUCCUCCUGUGUACGAGCAACGGUAUACUACAGCAGUGCGCAUACUGGAAGACUCACGGUGGGGACACAAAUUUAAAAAAGUUGUGGACUUCGGUUGUGCCGAUAUGCGAUUGUUAUCGCUCCUGCGACGCGUUGAAGGCAUUGAGCAGAUAUUAGAG